This is a messenger RNA of Trichechus manatus latirostris (Florida manatee), 1144 nucleotides long. RefSeq names its product prostaglandin E synthase 2 (gene PTGES2). The coding region runs from base 6 to 1130 and encodes 374 amino acids. The transcript has 7 exons. Gene Ontology annotation, cellular component: mitochondrion. The record is from RefSeq and is a predicted model, not a curated record. NCBI's taxonomy places the organism in Eukaryota, Metazoa, Chordata, Mammalia, Sirenia, Trichechidae. Gene Ontology annotation, molecular function: prostaglandin-E synthase activity.
CGAACAUGGCCCUAGCGGCUCGGGCCCUGUGGCCCUGUGGGCGCACCGUGGUCUGGAGGUUGGGCUGCCGCCCCGGGCCUGGGCUCUCGGCGCGGAGCCGGGCCGGUCUCGCGGGGGCGGCGGGCAACCCGGGCCCCGCCAUCACUGCCCGCAAAGGGAACCCACGUCUGCUGGGAGCGGCGGCGCUGGCCCUGGGGGGCGCCCUGGGGCUGUACCACACGGCCCGGUGGCACCUGCGCGCCCAGGACCUCCGUGCGGAGCACUCGGCUGCGCAGCUGUCCCUGUCGAGCCAGCUGCAGCUGACCCUGUACCAGUACAAGACGUGUCCCUUCUGCAGCAAGGUCCGUGCCUUCCUGGAUUUCCACGCCCUGCCCUACCAGGUGGUGGAGGUAAACCCUGUGCGCAGGGCCGAGAUCAAGUUCUCCUCCUACAGGAAGGUGCCCAUCUUGCUGGCCCAGGAAGGAGACUGCUUGCAACAACUGAAUGACUCCUCUGUCAUCAUCAGCGCCCUCAAGACCCACCUGGUGUCGGGGCAGUCCCUGGAGGAGAUCAUCACUUACUACCCACCCAUGAAGGCCAUAAACGACCAGGGCAAGGAGGUGACUGAGUUCUGCAACAAGUACUGGCUCAUGCUAGAUGAGAAGGAGGCCCAGCGGCUAUAUGGCGGGAAGGAGGCAAGGACGGAGGAGAUGAAGUGGCGGCAGUGGGCAGAUGACUGGCUGGUGCACCUGAUCUCCCCCAACGUGUACCGUACACCCACCGAGGCCCUGGCCUCCUUUGAUUACAUCGUCCAAGAGGGCAAGUUCGGGGCCGUGGAGGGCGCUGUGGCCAAGUAUGUGGGUGCAGCUGCCAUGUACUUCAUCAGCAAGCGACUCAAGAGCAGACACCACCUCCAGGAUGAUGUGCGUGAGGACCUCUACGAGGCCGCCAACAAGUGGGUGGCCGCAGUGGGCAAAGACCGGCCUUUCAUGGGGGGCCAGAAGCCUAACCUUGCUGACCUGGCGGUGUACGGUGUGCUGCGUGUAAUGGAGGGUCUGGAGGCCUUCAGUGACCUCAUGCGUCACACGCACAUUCAGCCCUGGUACCUGCGAGUGGAGAAGGCCAUCGCGGAGACCCUCCUAGUGCACUGAGUGUCCCCACCAGG